Molecule: messenger RNA, 2778 nt
Organism: Pocillopora damicornis (cauliflower coral)
Lineage: Eukaryota; Metazoa; Cnidaria; Anthozoa; Scleractinia; Pocilloporidae
Product: WD repeat-containing protein WRAP73
Biological process (GO): microtubule anchoring at mitotic spindle pole body
Cellular component (GO): MWP complex; microtubule organizing center
Molecular function (GO): protein binding
Source: RefSeq, a predicted model, not a curated record
UUUCUUCGAAUUAUUAAACCACUUCUUGCGCGAGUGCGAUGUUUGAAAUUUCGCGACGUUUCGAUGUAAAUCAUGCACUAAGCUGUUUGUAUACAAGUCGAGAUGAACUUUUCAGAACUGUUUAAGCAGACAAAUCAGCUGAGUAGAUUUUCACCAAAUGGCAAAUACUUGGGUAGUUGUGUCCAGUAUCGAUUACUUGUCAGAGAUAUCAAAACCCUCCAGAUUCUCCAACUCUACACUUGUUUAGAUGUUGUACAACAUGUAGAGUGGUCUUCUGAUUCCCUGUACAUACUUUGUGGCAUGUUAAAGAGAGGAAUAGUUCAAGUGUGGUCUUUAGAGAAACCAGACUGGACUUGUAAGAUUGAUGAGGGAUUAGCGGGAUUGACUGCUGUUAGAUGGAGUCCUGAUGGAAGACACAUUCUAUCCACCGCAGAUUUUCAGCUGAGAAUUUCUGUCUGGUCUCUGGUUAGCAAAUCUGUCAGUUACAUCAAGUAUCCAAAGCAUGCACAUGCAGGACUUGACUUUUCUAAAGAUGGUAAAUAUAUGGCUUUAGCUGAAAGAAGAAACUGCAAAGAUUGUAUAAGUAUAUUUGCUUGCUCUUCAUGGCAGCUAGUGAAGCAUUUUGAGGUGGAAACAAAUGAUUUGGCUGACUUGGCUUGGUCGCCUGAUGGUAGAGUUCUUUGCAUAUGGGACUCUCUCUUAAGAUAUGAACUAUUGGUUUAUUCAAUGGAUGGCCGUUGCCUAUCAAAAUACAGUGCAUACGAGUUUGCUCUGGGAAUCAAGUCUGUAUGCUGGUCUCCAUCCAGUCAGUUUCUAGCAAUUGGCAGCUUUGAUGAGAAGUGUCGCGUGUUGAACCACGUCACGUGGAAAAUUGUCGCAGAACACAACCAUAGUCACACGGUGGAUUCUCCGUCAGUGAUUGUUUACAGAGAAGUGGAGCUGAAGCCACCUUUGCUAAAAGGAGAGAUCAUGCCGCCUGGCGGGUUUACGGUGCAGAGUAAAUAUGAGGUUCAGCCAGGCCCAGUCCAGGUUCCGACGCUUAAACCUGACCCAGAAAAGGCAAACCCCAAACUUGGUGUUGGACAUGUGGCCUUUAGUCAAGACAACAGAUAUUUAGCAACUAAGAAUGACAACAUGCCUAAUGCUCUUUGGUUAUGGGAUGUGUCCAAGUUAUGUCUUACAGCAUUGCUACUGCAGACCAGUUCCGUGAGAGCUUUCCAGUGGGAUCCAAAACAACCCCGGCUAGCCGUCUGUACCGGAAAUAACAAGCUGUACAUUUGGUCGCCUGCAGGCUGCGUGUCGGUAGUCGUACCUACAGAAGCCACUUUCCAGAUCACAUCCUUACAGUUUCAUCCUGAUGGCAACAUUCUCCUACUGCUGGGAAAAGAUCACAUGUGCUUGUGUUUUCUGACAGACCCAAGGACAUAAUGGUGAAUUCAAAAGAUAUUCUUAUUAAAUUCGUAAGGCGAAAGCCAGGGUUAUAGAAUUGGUCGAUUGUUUUAACGGCAGAUCCCGAUUUCUUGCUUUUAGUAAGUUGUUACUCUUUCGUUGUAAUGAUUUCUUUAGAUAUCACGUUAUCAUAACUGGUAACUAUUGGAGACAUUCUUAACUAUGUAACUUAUUUCUGUUGAAACUUACGCUGUUAAUCCCUUUAUGACUCUUAUGGUUAAAUUAGAGCGCGUGGUUACUCUUACCACUUCCUUUGUCAUGUCUGUGGCGUAGUUUAAACCAAUUCCUGUGUUACUUUGGUUGUUUUUCAUUAUUUGAGCGCAUUUUACAUUAUACGUAGAUGUACUUGAUUCUUGAUAUUCCUGGGUGUAUAAACUAUACGUUUUGUACAGGAUGUUUAAAACGCAAGAUACUAGAUAUCGUUUUUGUCGAGUUUCUGUUCUUAAGAUUUUUCUGUUGGAGGAAUGACAUGUAAAUAGCAGGCGUAAUAUAAUUCCAGUGGCUUUGGGGCGGCGUUUGGAAAUAGUGGAGCAGGCCCUCAAUAUUAUUUGCGCCGCAGGACUCGCUUUUCUUCAUCCGCAGGAAGAUUUGAGACGAGUCGGAAAGGGUGUGGUGGGGGUCUGGCACUAAUGAUCUACGCUAGACCCUACGCUGGCACCUCGCCGGCGUUCGUUGCUUAGGGCCUCACACUCCAACGCAGGCGCACAAAAGCUCGUCCUCAAGCCGAAAUAAUGAGGGCUUGCUCGCAGGCUCGCAAAAAUGUUGAUCGCGGACGAAAGAGCUUAGUACCAUUGUUGUGGCUAUUUUGGCGUUCCAGUUACAUGAGGAAAGGAGACAAAAUGACUUACUGGGAAAAAUAAAUUUUAUUUACGUUUACUUGAUUAAUAGAAAAUCAAAUAUCAUUCAUGAAAGUAAAAAGACAAAUUUCUUUAGGCUUUCGGGAUUUAGCCCCAUUACAAUUGAUGAUUAAUUUUUGAAACAAAAAGAGCAUACAACUUUUUCUCAUAGUGCACUUUAUACUUGCAGCACUUUUCUUAGAUACUUCCUGUCAGAUAAUUAAAUUUUACUACACGAAGAGCGGGUUUGGGUCGGGCCACGAAGUGAACGCGACUCGAUCCAAGCCUCCUUCGUUUCCGCUCCUAUCGCACUGUUUACUAUUUCGCUCCGAUUUAUUAACUGAAUGCGUGGAGCAUAUCCGCGAUCUUCGAAACUCCGGAAACUAAACGUUGAAAUCUGAUAUCUCGCGAUCUUUUCUACUAAUAAUAAAACCUAAAGAUUAUUUCUUUGGUGCGCUUUGUGUUGACUAAACAAAUUAUGCCAUUUUGAAAA